Molecule: messenger RNA, 2563 nt
Organism: Blepharisma stoltei
Lineage: Eukaryota; Ciliophora; Heterotrichea; Heterotrichida; Blepharismidae
Source: the annotation of a GenBank genome assembly
AUGAACCGAAAUCGCAAGAAAAUUUCUCAAAAAAAAAUUACUCCACUUACCUCUCCUCGCCCCUUAGGCUCCUCAGCUCGAAUUUCUACCAAAGGCUACUCAGAAAGCUACCGUGAAAUUUGUUCAGAAAUUCACGUCAUGCCAAGCAGCCGCAUUACUUCAAAUUUACGAAAUUGUGAACUUAAAUUAAACGUUGACGACUUAAAAAAUUCAGAUUUAAAAUCAAUUCAAGCAUCUCUCCCUGCAUUUCACCUUUUGAAAAGAAUUUAUGUGUGAGGCCAAAACUUUUCUGAUUUAAUUUCAAAUGACGAUUUUUAUUAUUCGCAUUCACGGUCACUUGCUCCUUCAGCUACAGAGCCAUUUCUCAAGGUAAAAUCGCCGAAGAAAUUUUAUUUAGUGCCAAAUCCUCAUGAUAAAUCUGAUUCAGAAAUACAUAUAGAUCCAGGGACGAUAUGCAAUAGUAGAAAUAGAAGUUUUAAUGCGAAAAUAUUGAAAUCUUUGUCGCUGAAUAUGAUAAAUAAUACAGUUAUGACAGAUAUAAAGCUGAUUGGGCUAAAAAUAGGCAAAGAAGGAUGGCAUUUUUUAGCGGAAGGUUUAGAUGGGCAGUCGCCUAUAGUAAAUCUUCAAAUAAAUUUCUGCAAACUUAAAGAUGAAGAUUUAUACUUAUUUAUAGUAAAUUAUGCAUUUUUAUUAAUAAUUAUUUUUUUGAAAAAUUCAGUAUUCAGUCUCUUUAAAUAAGCAUAAGUGUCCUAAUACCACCAUUAAUGAAAAAUCAAACAAUAAAAAAUCUGGAUUUAUCUAGCAACGAGCUUGAAGAAAGCUGUGGAUACGAAAUAGGAAGAAUUAUUAAUAUGCAAAGAGAAAGAAGAGAUCACGAUAUGUGAAUAGCUGGGCUGAGAGGAAAUCAAAUAGAAAAUCUAAGCAAAGAAGGCUUAGAAGAGCUUAAUCUAAGCAACAACAAGCUUAAAGAUAAAGCUGUCUACGACCUCUGCCACACAUUUUACCAUGAUAGCGCAUUAAGAUCCCUGGAUUUAAAAAAAAAUAAAAUUACUUUUGAAGGAAUUAAAGAAAUUGUCAGUCUUUUGUAUUCAAAUUCAACACUAUUAUUUUUAGAUAUAAGAGAAAACGUUAAUGAUGAACAAACAGGGGUUAUAAUUAAAUAUGGCGUCUCAGCGUUUUGCAGUCGGCUACGCCGACUUCCUUGGAACACACAUUUAAUUAUAUCCGGCAAGAUUUUGCCGCCCUAGAAAUGGGCAGCAAUGCUAGGCAAAUAAUUCUUGACGUAGCAGAGCCUAGCCCAAGUCCGCAUUCAAGGAUGGAUUUUCACCACAGAAUUUGGAACAAACAGGGAUUUUAAAAGCUAUCAUUUCUAAACUCAGGAAAAAUUUUUCAUCUUAUAGACGUGAAAAUGCAAGUGAGGAAAAAAUGAGCUGGGAAAUAAAGGAUUUUAGCUUAUAUUUCAAAACAAGGCAGAAUUAAUAUUUAUUUAUAUAGAAAAUAAGGAAUAAAGUUUUAUAAAAUGGAACUUUAAGCUAGAAUAGCAUAAAAUUAAUGUAUAUGCCUGGUCAACACAUCACGAUAGGCUUUUGAUCCUGACACAAGACGACAAGACCGAAAAUUCAAAGUAGGCUCACACUUCUGGAAGCAAUAUGUGCCUGCUAAAGGCAAGGUCGCCCAGAAGUCGACACAUUGGGCGCUUCCCCUACUUUGAACACUAUCAAGGGUUUACGGAGUAGCUAGACCCAAAUAUGCUCGGGUGAGUCUCUGCAAGAGACUUGUUGAGUCGAAAUUUUGCUGACAUCGACAAAAAAGACCUAGUGUGACACCGGCUCUUAGGACAACCUCGAGCCUCAACCCGGCUAGGACGGAGAGAAGCUGAAAUAAUUCCCAGAGACCCAUAAGAUAUAACUAAUCUAAUCUUCAACAAUCCGUAGACCCAAUUUUUAUAAGUGAGCCUAAUAGCCCAAAAAAUGAAAAGCCUUCUAAAAAGGUGAAUUUCAGAAAAGACUCCUCAGAUUCUGAUGAAUAUAAAAGCGACGCUCUUAUAAACAAAUAUAAUAUCCAGCCAGAAGAGGAAGAAGAAUCAAAAAACGAAAGCGAAAGUGACAGCGAAAGCGAAGACUACAUCAAGCCAAGACAAGGACUAGGGAGUGAGCACCCUCCCCUACAAGAGCAAAGAGAAAAAAUUCACAGUGAGUGCUCACAGUGCCUAGAAUACGAAAGAGCAUUAUUUAAAGCUGAAAGCAACUGUGUCACUUUAAACCUAGAAAACGCCAAUUUAAAAAAACAAAUAGAUAUUUUGACUAAAAACGAAAGAAACCAGCAGUCAUGGUCGAAUUCCGCUAUAAGCAGAGUAGAAGGACAAGUUUAUAUUCCUCAGCCUGAAAGUAUUUCAGUUACUAAUGCGAGUGUAAGAAAUAUUUAGAAACAUGCUCAAGGAGGGACUGGGGAUGACCGUGGAGUCUUGCAGAGAAUUGAAGCUAUGAUGUCAGAAUUAACAAGGCUAAUGGACGUUUUAGAAGUUUCAAAUAGACCUGGAAAUGCACAGAGUUCUAUGCUCUAA